Trichechus manatus latirostris (Florida manatee) is the source of this 2946-nucleotide messenger RNA. RefSeq names its product Bardet-Biedl syndrome 7 (gene BBS7). Gene Ontology annotation, biological process: intracellular protein localization; non-motile cilium assembly; intracellular transport. The coding region runs from base 557 to 2644 and encodes 695 amino acids. The transcript has 19 exons. Gene Ontology annotation, cellular component: BBSome; ciliary basal body; neuron projection. Gene Ontology annotation, molecular function: protein binding. The record is from RefSeq and is a predicted model, not a curated record. NCBI's taxonomy places the organism in Eukaryota, Metazoa, Chordata, Mammalia, Sirenia, Trichechidae.
GAGGGGGGCGAGCGCCGCGCAGGGUUCGCCCCGCGCCGUGAGAGGAUUCGUUCUUCCGUAGACGUCUGUCGGGGUCUCCGGGUGCGGGCGCGAAGGAGCCCGGCCGGGUACCGCUCUCCCGGCGACCCCUCUCGCGGGGAACGGACAGGUCCGGCUCGUGUGUGACGAUCCGGCGGGACUUGGAAAGAAGUGACACACGCCCCCGCGGAACUGGCGCCCGCUGAGGGUGCUCUGAAAUAUCCUGACGCUGCCGGGUCCCCGGAUUUCGCUUUAGGGCCCUCCUCCUUCCCGGCUGCAGCUACGUGUGUGCCUGAAGCUCCCGAAUCUCCAUCUUUACCCGGUACCUUCCCCGACUGCCAGACCCUUGUUCCUAACUUUGAGCUGGACCGCGCCAGCCAGAUCAUAAUAAAAGCAGUGGCAGCCCAUUAGUGAGCACGUAGUGUAUUCAGGAGUUUUACAUAAACAUUUAAUCCUCAUAAAAAUUCCGCAAAGUGGAUAAUCUUACAGAUGAGGAUCCUGGGGCUUAGAGACGGUGGGAGUGACCGCUCAGAAGACUAUGAAGCUACUUCCUGCCUCAAGACCUAGAGCUACACAAAAGGUGGUUAUUGGAGAUCAAGAUGGGGUAGUUAUGUGUUUUGGAGUGAAGAAAGGAGAAGCAGUGACAGUCUUUAAGACUUUACCAGGGCAGAAGAUCGCAAGGCUGGAGCUAGGAGGGGUUCUUAACACGCCUCAGGAGAAAAUUUUUAUUGCUGCAGGAUCUGAGAUUAGAGGCUUCACAAAGAGAGGAAAACAGUUCCUCUCUUUUGAAACAAACCUCACUGAAAGCAUUAAAGCUAUGCACAUAUCCGGCUCAGACCUCUUCCUCAGUGCAAGUUAUAUCUAUAACCAUUAUUGUGACUGCAAAGACCAACAUUAUUACCUUUCUGGGGACAAAAUCAAUGAUAUCAUCUGUCUUCCAGUGGAAAGAGUAUCUCGUAUCACACCAGUUUUGGCCUGCCAGGACAGAGUGCUCAGAGUUUUACAGGGAUCUGACCUCAUGUAUGAAGUUGAAGUUCCUGGACCUCCUACUGUCUUAGCACUACACAAUGGAAAUGGCGGUGACUCUGGAGAAGACCUUUUGUUUGGAACAUCAGAUGGAAAACUUGGGCUUAUUCAGAUCACUACAUCCAGUCCCAUACAGAAGUGGGAAAUUCGAAAUGAGAAAAAGAGGGGAGGUAUUUUGUGUGUUGACAGCUUUGACAUCGUGAGUGAUGGGGUUAAAGAUUUACUUGUUGGGAGAGAUGAUGGAAUGGUGGAAGUGUAUAGUUUUGAUAAUACAAAUGAACCUGUUCUACGAUUUGAUCAGGCCUUGUCUGAAAGUGUUACAUCUAUCCAGGGUGGUUGUAUAGGGACAGAUGGCUAUGAUGAAAUCGUGGUGUCCACAUAUUCAGGCUGGGUCACAGGUCUGACAACCGAGCCUGUUCAUAAGGAAAGUGGACCAGGAGAAGAACUGAAAAUUAAUCAGGAGAUGCAGAAUAAAAUUUCUUCUUUACGGAGUGAGUUGGAACAUCUGCAGUAUAAGGUGCUGCAGGAAAGAGAGAAGUAUCAACAGUCUUCUCAGUCAAGCAAAGCAAAAUCAGCAGUACCUUCAUUUAGUGUAAAUGACAAAUUUAUACUAAAUAAAGAUGAUGCCAGCUACAGCCUUAUUUUAGAGGUGCAGACAGCAAUAGAUAAUGUCUUAAUACAGAGUGAUGUUCCAAUAGAUUUGCUUGAUGUGGAUAAAAAUUCUGCUGUUGUCAGCUUUAGCAGCUGUGAUUCGGAGUCAAAUGACAACUUCCUUCUCGCCACUUAUCGGUGCCAAGCAAAUACCACAAGGCUGGAACUCAAGAUUCGCUCAAUUGAAGGCCAGUAUGGCACACUUCAAGCCUAUGUGACCCCAAGAAUUCAACCCAAAACCUGUCAGGUCUGCCAGUACCAGAUCAAACCCCUUUCACUUCAUCAAAGAACUCACUUUAUUGAUCAUGGCAGACCCAUGAAUACAUUGACUCUAACAGGCCAGUUCAGUUUUGCUGAAGUUCACUCCUGGGUGGUUUUUUGCCUUCCUGAAGUUCCUGAAAAACCUCCAGCAGAAGAAUGUGUGACAUUUUACUUUCAGAACACCUUCCUGGAUACACAACUUGAAAGUACCUACAGAAAAGGAGAAGGAGUUUUUAAAUCUGACAACAUUUCUACUAUAUCCAUCCUAAAAGAUGUGCUCUCUAAAGAAGCUACAAAAAGGAAAAUUAACCUCAACAUAGCAUACGAGAUAAAUGAAGUAUCAGUCAAACACACUUUAAAGCUAAUUCACCCAAAACUGGAGUACCAGUUGCUUUUGGCUAAGAAAGUGCAGUUAAUUGAUGCUUUAAAGGAAUUGCAGGUUCAUGAGGGAAAUACAAACUUUCUGAUACCAGAAUAUCGCUGUAUUCUAGAAGAGGCAGAUCACCUGCAGGAAGAAUACAAAAAACAACCUGCACAUCUUGAAAGGCUCUAUGGCAUGAUCACCGAUCUUUUCAUAGAUAAGUUCAAGUUCAAAGGCACCAAUGUGAAAACCAAAGUACCUCUACUCCUGGAGAUUCUGGACAGUUAUGACCAGAAUGCAUUGAUUGCUUUCUUUGAUGCUGCUUGAGAUAUAAUCAAGGUAAAGUCCCAAAGAAGUGGUCUGUUUGAAAGGAAAAUAUUAAAAUAGAAUUAUAAACUUAAGUGUGUAUAUACUUUUAUUUCAAAAGCUUUUUCAUAACAUCUAAAAAUAUUUCAGAUAUGACUUUAAGUAAUGCUUCUAUUUCCUUUGACAGAGGAACUUUUUAAAAAUAAUUUUUAUAUUUAAAGAACACCAGUGGAUGACUGUUUUGAUCAGGGUCACAAUAGAUGGUCCCAGAUAGAAUGGGAGAAAAAUGUGGAGUAGAGCUCAAAUUCUUAUUAAAAACAAAA